AUGGUCUCGCGAGCUCAUUCGUCGUCAUCGUCAAGUGGAGGAACGGUCAGAGGACAGAGCGAGAGGAAGAACUCCGAAAGACUUAAGAACCGCGACGAAUUCCGUGUGCUCGUUCCGUUCAAUCCGUCUUCCGAACGGUUCCCCAAGUUGCUUCGGGAAAAUAGAAAAGUGAGCCCAUUGUUGGAAUUGGCAUAAAAGGCAUUGCGUUGCUGGUGUAUGUUGAACGACCACUAUGUUACAAAAAAUCAGGUAUCGGAAGGAAAAAAGCAGAAGACGCUGCCAUUGAGAACUGUAAUUUCAGGGCCGGCAGAGUCUGGCGACCAUGUCUCUCAUUCAGUUCAAGAAGGCGUUGGAUCGUGAUCUUUUGCUUAACGACAAGCUCCCCAAAAGUCAGGAGUUCUGGGUCAAGAAGGUGCAGAUCCUGAAAGAGGUUCAAAAGAUCGAAGAGACUCUGAAAAUGUAUUCGGAUGAGGUGAAAUAUAAGUUCGUGCCUGAUGAUAAGUAAAGUACCAAGGAUCAGAUCGAAAGCGACGGAGAGUUUCAUCAAGAUCCAAUUCCACAUUCUUGCACUGAUCACGCGAGUUUCACAGCAUGAGGACGAUGUCGCAAUGCAGAAUUCUACCACGCUUCUGAAAAAGGCCAGUUUGAACGUCUCGCUAGUUUCUGAAAACGGGCGUAAAUCCUGUAUUCGAUUCCUUUCGUUUCCAAAUUUGAAAAAUCAAAAAUAUUUUCAAAAAAAUACUACUAAUUCCAACUUCGACUCGAAACGACUGAAAUCAUCGUCAGAAUAAGAGAAAAAACUUCGAUUAACUGAACGCAGCACGAAGUUAUAGAACAAUAGUGUGUCCGCUUAUACCACAUGAGUUACGGUAGUUUCCUCCCAGAACCUGAAACCAUUUCCCUGCAUAGUGCAUAUUUAUUUCACAACGUUUGCUUCCCUGAACAACGAUGACGUCAGUUCCUCUCCCCGCUUUGCCCGUUUAUAUAAACGAGUCAGCUGUACAGUCCUGUUGACACACUCAUUCGAUACCUUAUCAAUGGGUUGCAGUCUCAGAUGAUCGUCUAUUUUUUGCAGUCCGUCAUUGUGUUCCAAGUGAUCAUCCCAGAUGUUCUCUCGUUCCUCUCUCGCUCUCCUUUCCCGAACAUUCCAUCCAGUCGUCGUCCGCCCUCACUCUCGUCCGUCUGCUCGUCUUCUCCGUUCGUUCCAACUCGGCGGUCUCUGCGUCUGCGCGUUUCUCUCACAAAUAACAUUGUCCCGAUCGAUAUUCCGAGGCGGCGGUCAUGUGUUUAUGUUGAGGAGGCAGUGCGGAAGGCAGGGACGCGCAGAGGCCGACGGCCCCCGCCGCACUCGUUCUCGUUCAGUCCAAAGCAACAUGACGGGCCAAGCAGCCGAGCGGAGUCUUCACACCACUGUGCUUCCGCUCGGAUUGCUAUUACUGUAGUCUGACGUGGCACCAGCAGAAUCACCUUGGACUUUGAGAUCUUUAGUGUUUUCGUGUCUCGUAGUGGUAAACAACUCGAACUUUCUCCCACUUUCUCUUCAUUUUCAGUAUUUCCCAACACCAUAUUCACACCGUUUUCUGAUUCUUCCUCGUUUCAAUUGCGAAAUUAUCGUAUUUCGUAACAUGUCGACUGAGAGUAGUAUGUCAAUAAGCUGCUGUUUCUCUCUUUUCUCUUCUGACUUCCCUCCGCUUUCGCAAUAUCCUUGCUCAUUUUCUCUCCUUGCAGAUGUCCUCUUUAUCCGCUCCGCAUCAAAUGCAGGUCCGUGUUACCUUCUACACGAGCCACAAUCCUCAGUCCGUUCUGAUGAUUUUGAAGAGUGACUGCGCACUCGACCAGAUCGCCGAGAAGGCGCGCGAGUUGUUCCCGUCGGCCGAUUAUCGUCUAUACUACGGUAGGAUUUCCCCUAAUUGAUCCUAUUGCAGUGAUCGUUUUCAGGAGACGUCAACGGUCCGAUCUAUGAGUUCACCAGUUCCGAACAGGUGAUGACGAAGAUCAGAAUCACCACUUUCUCGCGUACUCCGCAGCUGUUCGUCCGUCUCGAGCAGAACACAUCUUACUCGACCAAGAAGGGCAAGGAUCGCGAGUCGAAGAGCAGCACCGUUCUGAAGCGCAUCGAACAGAACCAGGAGCAGACUCUGAAGAGUGUUGCCAAGCUGCAGAAAGACUUUGGUCGUGUGGCGGUCCUGGAGAAAAUUGUGGCGGAACUUCAGAAGAAGGGAGAAGAGACUGCUGAAGAGCAAACGCAGACGAAGCGAUUCAAGCCAGUCAAGCACUCGGCGACUUGUGAUGCCUGCCUCGGGGACAUCAUUGGACACCGCUACAAGUGUCUCCAGUGCCCGGAUUUCGAUUUAUGCGAGGCGUGCGAGAAGAAGUCGCUGCAUUAUGAGCACGCGAUGGUCCGUCUCGUGUGCCCUCGCAAGACUUCCAUUCCGCAGUACAUCACCGGCAAUGCCCCGGACGGCGUCUUCCCCAAGUACAUGCGCACCCACACCAUCGAGAUUGAUAUUCCCCUUAUGAUUCCGACCGAACCGAAGGCUACUGACUCUGAUGCGCCGAGUGAGUCACUUUUCAGAAGAACCAUAAUAAUAAUUAUAUCUUUUCAGAGGACCCUCGCGAAGAGAACCGCGCUGUUUUCAACAACAGUGCCACUAUUCUGAAGGACACGUUCCAGGCGUUGAGCAAGAGUUUCUUGGAUUUGGCCGAUGGAGCUCAGACCGGAAUGGAGAAGAAGAUCUUCGAGAGAUCGAAGGUCGAGGCUGGCAUGGCAAAGGUCGGCGAAAAGAUGGAAGUGUUGAAGCGCCACUGCGAGGAGGCUUGCUUCGGUCCGGUUGUUCCGGAACCGGAGAAGAAGGUGGAGACUGAUAAGAAAGACGAGGAACCGAUGGAGAAGAUAACGAAGCCGCUGCUUCCGGAGAACGGUUGGAACGUCGACCUGAAACAGAAGAAGACCAAGAAGCGGGCGUUCAAAAAGACUGCCGAGAAGUUCUCGUCGAGCCUCGUUAUGGCUGCGUUCGCCAGAGAGGAGGCCAAGAAGAGGGCCGAUGCGAGCACCGCCGAGUUGCAGAGAAAGCUCGAAAAGUUGAACGUGAACGAGGCGGAAAAGAAGGCUCAGCAGGCUCGCGUGCAGCCAGAGACUGGUCUUCCGCCAUUCGACCACUUCGGAAACUUUGGAAGCUUCGGAGCCGUUCCCAAAAUCACUGAUAAUGAAUCUCUUGACGCACUCAUGAGAGCCAUUCUGAACACUCCGACGUUUGCUCUGGCUGACGCUCCGGCUGCUCCAGCCACUCCACCAGUGGUGCCGUUUGCUUCAACCGCUCCAACUGUUUCAACCACUUCAACGGAUUCAACGGCUCCAUUUGUUGAGACGACUCGAGUCUCACCGAUGAAUUCAGUCCUUCCGGCUCUCAGUACUAUGAAUCCAACUUGUCGUACACUCGAAGAACUUCUUGUUUUUUCGCCAAUUCCUCGCCAGCUAUCCGAGGUGGUUCCAGCGACUACUGAAAACGACGAGUGCACUGUUUCCAUUCACUCUUCGUUUGAGAACAUCUCUUCCGAUUUUGACGAGAGCCUCGACUCUUGGGAUGCCAACGCGGUGGUGGAGACUCCGUCCCCGGUUCUCGUGGAGGACAACACUGACAGCCUCGAAACGAUGGAGAUGGAGGAAGAAGUCGAGCAGGCGGAACCAGCGCAGCCAGCCGCGGUCCCUACUGCUCCGGUGUGCAACAAUGCCUUCGAGAAGGUGAGAGUCUGAUUCGGUGCAAUUAAUAAUCAUAGUCCUUUCAGACUUUUGAUCAUCUUCUCGAGAUGGGAUUCGACUACAACGUCGUUGUCGACGUUGUCAAGAAGGAGGGCUCGGACCUUGAGAAGUGUCUCGCUGCUCUGUUCUAA
Messenger RNA from Caenorhabditis sp. 36 PRJEB53466, 3891 nucleotides. Lineage: Eukaryota; Metazoa; Nematoda; Chromadorea; Rhabditida; Rhabditidae. The record is from the annotation of a GenBank genome assembly.